GGCAACGGUUAAGGCAGCGAAGAGGCAGUAACCGGCGGCGCCGGCAGCUUCCGCGUUUGCCGGGAAGGGGGGGGGUGCGAGGAGCGGCGGCGGCAGCAGCGGGAGGAGGGCGCUCGGUGGAUGGGCGGUUGGCGGCCGGCAGCGGUACCAGUACCAGUACCAGUCAGGCGGCGGUCGUUAGCUGGGGCGCAGGGGAUGAGCCUGUGAGGGCGGAGGAGCAGGGGUGGGGGUGAAGCUCGGCCAGAGCAGAGAGAUGUCCCAGCCUCAGCAGCAGCAACAGCCGCCGCCGCCACCGCCGCCGUCUCCUCAGCAGCAGCCGCUGCCUUCGGCCGCCUCCAAGAAGAGGGACCGGCGCAUCUUCUCGGGUACCUGCCCGGACCCCAAAUGUCAGGCGCGGCUCUUCUUCCCGGCCCACGGGCCGCAGAGCAGCGGCAGCAUCGAGUGCACGGACUGCGGGCAGCGCCACGAGCAGCGGCAGCUGCUGGCCGUGGAGGAGGUGACGGACCCCGACCUGGUGCUGCACAACCUGCUGCGAAACGCGCUGUUGGGCGUCAGUGGUGCCGGCCCGCCCCGCAGGAACACCGAGCUCGUCAAAGUCAUGGGCCUCUCCAACUACCACUGCAAGCUCCUGGCCCCCAUCCUGGCCCGCUACGGGAUGGACAAGCAGACUGGCAAAGCCAAGCUCCUCACAGAGAUGAACCAGGGAGACAUCUUUGACUGUUCCCUCCUGGGUGACCGCGCCUUCCUCAUUGAGCCGGAGCAUGUUGAAACCAUUGGAUAUGGAAAGGACCGCUCUGGCAGCCUCAUCUACCUGCAUGACACCCUGGAAGACAUCAAGAAGGCCAACAACAGUAAGGAGUGCCUCAUUCCAGUCCAUGUAGAUGGAGAUGGCCACUGCCUUGUCCACGCAGUCUCGCGGGCACUUGUUGGCAGGGAACUGUUCUGGCAUGCUCUGCGGGAGAACCUAAAGAAGCACUUUGAGGAGAACCUGAGUCACUACAAGGCACUUUUCCAUGAUUUUAUUGAUGCAGCAGAGUGGGAGGACAUUAUCAAUGAAUGUGACCCUUUGUUUGUUCCUCCAGAAGGUGUGCCAAUGGGCCUUAGGAAUAUUCACAUCUUUGGCCUGGCCAACGUGCUUCACCGGCCUAUCAUCCUGUUAGACUCCUUGAGUGGAAUGCGGAGCUCUGGAGAUUAUUCGGCGACGUUCCUCCCUGGCUUGAUACCCUUAGAAAAAUGCAUGGGAAAAGAUGGCAUGUUGAACAAGCCAAUCUGCAUAGCCUGGAGUAGCUCAGGACGAAACCAUUACAUUCCUCUAGUUGGAAUAAAAGGUGCUGCUUUACCUAAACUGCCUAGGAAGCUGCUUCCUAAAGCCUGGGGAGUCCCUCAAGACCUCAUCAAAAAGUACAUCAAGUUAGAGGAGGAUGGUGGCUGUGUCAUUGGAGGAGACAGAAGUUUGCAAGAUAAGUACUUGAUGAGGCUUGUUGCUGCAAUGGAGGAGGUUUUCAUGAGUAAACACGGGAUCCAUCCCAGUCUUGUAGCUGAUGUACAUCAGUAUUUCUACAGAAGGACUGGUGUAAUAGGAAUCCAGCCUGAAGAAGUCACUGCAGCUGCCAAAAAAGCAGUGAUGGACAACCGCCUUCACAGGUGCCUCAUCUGUGGGGCCCUUUCAGAGCAUCAUGUGCCUCCAGAGUGGCUGGCUCCCGGGGGGAAGCUAUAUAACCUGGCAAAAAGCACUCACGGACAACUGAGGCCUGACAAAAAUUACAGCUUUCCCCUGAACAGUUUGGUGUGUUCCUACAACCCUGUGAAGGACGUGCUGGUACCAGACUAUAGCCUGAGUAGUUUGACUGCUUGUAACUGGUGUCAUGGUAACUUAGUGCGUCGUGUCAGAGAAGAUGGAUCUGUUUUGUAUUUGGAUGGAGACAGAACUAAUACUCGGUCCACAGGUGGCAAAUGUGGCUGUGGGUUCAAGCACUACUGGGAAGGUAAAGAAUAUGACAACCUCCCUGAAGCUUUUCCUAUUACUCUAGAGUGGGGUGGAAGAGUGGUGAGAGAGACCGUUUACUGGUUCCAGUAUGAAAGUGACACUUCUCUGAACAGCAAUGUGUAUGACGUCGCCAUGAAACUUGUUACCAAGCACUUCCCUGGGGAAUUUGGUAGUGAGAUUCUUAUUCAGAAAGUUGUCAACACAAUAUUGCAUCAAACUGCCAAAAAGAACCCUGAUGAUUAUACCCCUGUAAAUAUCGAUGGUGCUCAUGCCCAAAGAGCUGAUGAUGUACAGCAAGGACAAGAUUUAGAGUCACAACUUCCAACCAAAAUUAUUUUGACUGGACAGAAGACAAAAACUUUGCACAAGGAGGAGCUGAACAUGAGCAAAGCUGAAAGAACUAUUCAGCAGAACAUUGCAGAUCAGGCUUCUGUAAUGCAGAAGCGGAAGAGUGAAAAACUGAAACAAGAGCAUAAAGGGCAACCUAGGACUGCUUCUCCUGGUGCUGCCCGUGAGGGGCCAUCAUCUGCACCUGCUACACCAACAAAAGCCCCCUAUUCUCCAACGUCUACAAAAGAAAAGAAAAUUCGAAUAACCACAAAUGAUGGGAGACAGUCGAUGCUGACACUGAAGUGCACUACCACCUUCCUGGAACUGCGGGAGAGCAUAGCAAGAGAAUUUAAUAUUCCUCCCUAUUUGCAAUGUAUUCGCUAUGGCUUUCCCCCUAAAGAGCUGCUGCCUCCCAAAGAAGGCAUGGAAAAUGAGCCUGUUCCUUUGCAGCACGGUGACAGGAUUGCCAUAGAAAUCCUGAAAGGUAAGGAGGAAGGCAGGCAGUCUGCUUCAGCACACGCGGCCCAUGCUGUGAAACAUGAAGAUAUUGCUCUGACUAGUAAAAUCUCAUCGAAAGAACUGCAAGAGCAAGUGGAUAAGGAGAUGUAUUCUCUCUGUCUUCUAGCAACACUAAUGGGGGAAGAUGUUUGGUCUUACGCAAAGGGGCUUCCUCAGUUGUUUCAACCAGGUGGAGUAUUCUACAGCAUGAUGAAGAAAACCACAGGUUUGGCUGAUGGCAAGCACUGUACUUUCCCACAUCUGCCUGGUAAAAACUUUGUAUACAAUGCAGCAGAAGACAGAUUAGAGCUGUGCGUGGAUGCUGCUGGGCACUUUCCUAUUGGUCCUGAUGUUGAAGAGUUGGUUAAAGAGGCCUUAAGUCAAGUGCGAGCAGAAGCUACUUCAAGAAGCAGGGAAGCAAGUCCUUCACAUGGAAUGCUGAAGCUGGGUAGUGGUGGAGUGGUGAAAAAGAAAUCUGAACAACUACAUAACAUAACUGCAUUUCAAGGAAAGGGCCAUUCCCUGGGAACUGCAUCUAGUAGUCAACAACAUGAUCAAAAAGCCAGGGAAACACCACUUUUAAGAAAGCAUAGCACAGAAACAGACUUCAGUCCUUCUACUAAAAUUGAGCCUUCUGUAUUCACAGCUGCUUCUGGUAACAGUGAGCUUAUCCGAAUUGCUCCGGGAGUUGUGACAAUGAGAGACAGCAGGCAGCUUGACCCCACUUUGAUUGAGGCACAGAGAAAAAAGUUGCAGGAAAUGGUCUCUUCUAUUCAGGCUUCAAUGGAUAGACAUUUGCGGGAUCAGAAUACAGAGCAGUCAGCAUCAGUUGAUCUGUCUCAAGGAAAAGUAGAGGCAGUGAGUUCAACUGCUAAAACUGGGAGCUUUCAGGCUGCCUUACCCGAAUCACUGUCUGCACCAGGUGGUACUGAACACUUGAAUACUGAAUCAACUGAUGGUAACAUGGUGAAUUCUGUGGGAACAACAUUCCCUGCAAGGUCUAAAGCACAAAAGGGAAAUUCUGUUGAGGAGCUUGAGGAGAUGGAUAGUCAAGAUGCAGGAAUCACUAAUGCAACUGAGCCAAUGGAUCACUCUUGAUAGGUUAAAAUCUAAUAAGGGUAGAAAAAAUUACUGUUCAAAUGUAAUGUUUAUUGGCUGGGCCACACAAAGUGAUUAGUUAUUAAGUCUUGUAUGUAUGUCAAAGAUUAUAUCAUCUUACUCAGUGCAUGAUAAGCGUGUGAUUGGCAAUAGCUUUCAAUAUUACCAUACUGCUGCCCAGGCUGGCUCUGUUACCUGUAAAUUAGUUAUUAGGAAAUGCACUGAGAUGAAUAUCUGCUGUAAAUGUGGGUUCUUGAAAAUUCUUCGUAAUUUUUAAUUCCUUAAAAGUCUUAAAAUUUAAGCCCAUUCUUUCCAUGCUACUUUAAGGUCACUGGAAAGGCUAGAACAGGAAUAACUAGAAACAUGACUAAAUUAAUCCUAUCCCAGGCACUUAAUUCUGCUCGAAAACACACUAUAAACAUGAAUUGUACAUAAAUUUCAAAAAGCAACUAAAACUAAACUUCUGCUAAAUUUGAUAAUGUAGCCUAUACAGUACUUCAAUUACAUUGUGCUGGCACCUCCUCCAACUUAAAACGUUCAUUCAUACAGAUAUAUAUGCUUGUCAGAAAUCUUGAAAUAAGUGUAACUUUACUAAACUCUCUAAUUUCUCCACAUUAUCAGCUUAAGCAACUUAGAAAAAAGGGUACUUAGUGUAUGAUGAAGAUAAAGUGAAUGUGGUGUGGUUGUGCAUGGCUGUCUGAGCCAACACAACCAUUUUGGUGCUCUGUUAGUAAGCGAUAGCAUGUUUUUAUUUCGUCCCUAAUACUAAACUGGUCAGAUCCUGUGCAACUUUUAACACAACUACAGGAGAGAAGGUGGCAACUGCAGGAGACAACAAAUGUUCAAUGGCAAAUCCAUUUUUUUCUUUUAAAAUACUUUGAUUACUAGCAUUGGUUAGUAAUGGCAAAAAAUAAAUAGCUGGCCUUUUCAAAGCAAAUUAACAAUAUACUGGAAGGAAACAACUCUCUUAAAAUAUAUUCUUCUGAAGUGUUCAGUGACAGUGGAGCUUGUGGAAGCUCACUGUUUAUUGCAUGGAAACAAGGGGAAUACAUGCCAUUUCAGUGUCAGUAAAGACUACCCACCUCUAUUAGCCUCACUUCAGUUUGUGAUGCAGCAUUCCCUGCAUCAGUGAUAAUACAGCUGUUAUCCACUUAAGUAGUGUGUUCAUCAGACCUGCAGUGCUAGUUUUUAAGAAGCAGUUAUUGUGCUUGCUCCCUAAGGAUGGAAUGUGUAUCUGAUACUGCACUUUGCUUUUGAUCUUCAUAGUCAUAUUAAAUGCACUAUUGUUGCUUCUAAUGGUAAAAUAACACUGAAUGGAUGAAAGAUGUUAAUACAGCUUCAAAGGAAUUAAGAACAUUUAAAUAUUGAAGUCUGUGUGCACAUGUGGGUUUUUACCAGUUCACAAAUGUUGUGUUGCGUAUGCUUGUAUUCAGAAAGGUCUACUCACUUCUUCCAUUGCUAAUCCCUUAAACAUUUCUAAGCAUUAGGAGGGAGGAUUUAUUUUCGUAUAUAAAAAUUAACAGAAGCAAGUCACUUGAAGAACAGCCCUGUUUUGUCAAAGUAAAUUCAAAUGCCUCUGUUGGUUAACUUUUUAUGUAGAGAGAAUAAAUAUUUUAUGAUUUAGUACACUAUAGGUAAAAAAUAAGAAUCACCUUUUCAGAAAUACAUGAAAAAUUUAAAGAUCUUAAAUUGCUAACUGUAAGUUAGCUAUUUGGAAGCUUGGAAUGUAUGUAGUAAUUUGGCUCACCAGAACUGAACUUCGUGAUGCACUGAUUAACUGGCAGGGCUUAUUCAGUGAGAAACAGGAUGCACAUGCAGCAGCUGGAAGCCUGCCAUGAAUCUGAAAACAUUAUGUCUUCCAUGAAUCAGUUGAGCUGUCUGCAGGCUACUUCUAUAUAGAAAAUGUGAGUAGAGGCUUGUGCUUUGCCAUGGUGUGAGCUGUAGAAAAGUAUAGCAGUGACACCUUCUUGGGAAGGAGUUUAAGUCAGAAGAGGUUGAGGAGGAGAAAUCUCCUAGAUCUCAUGCAUUUUGACAACCUAACUACCACUUAGUUUUAACCUUUUCUUUAGAAAAAGAAGUCUUCCUUGGCCGAAAAAAAUACGGGCAGUGUAUAGGAGACAAUUCCAAGUUUGGAAUAAAUUGGAAUCUUUAUUGCAUAUCAUCCUCACUUAAAGAGAAGAUGCUUACUUCUUUCAUGCCCUUCUGGUAAGACUACAGACUUUUGUGUGCCUUUACUGUAUUAAGAGGAAGGCUUAGUUUAAUUUUGACACACUUCCUGUUUCAGCAGUAAUUUGACAUUUUCCUUCUUACCUAAAUAGAAACAGACACAGAUUAUGGCUCUGUCUGACUCGCUGUUAGGGACUUCUCGGGUCCAUUCAAGUCAUGUAGAUUAGGACUCUUCAGUUCCUAAAACAAAAUAGUCUCAAAAAGGAAUGGUAAAAUGGUGUCAAAAUCACGAGAUGGGCUGAUACGAGUUCCUCGGGUGUAAAACAGGAUUGUGUGUAUUUCUUUGCAGUGUUCUUAUUUCACAUGGCUUUCUCAUGCAUUUAAGUAUCAGUGUUUUUGAGAAAGAUGGCUUUUGAUACUCUCAAGUGGAGCUAAACUUCAUCUACGUGCUGGUGAGAUGUGUAACUGUACAGGAGAAGUGAAAUAAAGAACACUGAAGUGUAA
Neopsephotus bourkii (Bourke's parrot) is the source of this 6583-nucleotide messenger RNA. RefSeq names its product valosin containing protein interacting protein 1 (gene VCPIP1). The coding region runs from base 254 to 3913 and encodes 1219 amino acids. Gene Ontology annotation, biological process: protein K11-linked deubiquitination; endoplasmic reticulum membrane fusion; protein ubiquitination. The record is from RefSeq and is a predicted model, not a curated record. Gene Ontology annotation, molecular function: cysteine-type deubiquitinase activity. Lineage: Eukaryota; Metazoa; Chordata; Aves; Psittaciformes; Psittacidae. The transcript is spliced from 3 exons.